AUGAAGGAGAAAACCAUUCCCCAUUCAAUCUGGGGCACGGUAGAACUUCCUUCUUACGGCCAUAAACAAUGGCAAGCGCAUUUUGGAAGAACAUUUGAUAUAUAUUCAAAACUGUGGAAGUUCCAGCAGCAACAUCGCUCAACGCUCGAUACUCGAUAUGGGUUAAAACGAUGGCAAAUCGGCGAAAUUGCAUCUAAAAUAGGACAGCUUUACUACCAUUUUUAUUUACGUACGAGUGAUACGACGUACCUGGUAGAGGCAUUUUCUUUUUACUCAGCAAUUCGAGGAAGGCGGUAUUAUACUUUAGCAAGUAAGGAAGCCAAAUGCGAGCUUAUGGUUAAAAAACUGCGUUAUUACGCUAGAUUUAUUGUUGUCGCUAUACUUCUACAACAGCCGAUUACAAUAGACGAAUUACUGUCAGAGUUAGAUCAGCAAAUUAUCGCAUAUGGAAACGCGUAUGAUCCAAACGAUCAACUUGAAUGGAUCAAUGUAUUAGAAGAAGUAAGGACAUUUCUGGUUGCCGAACCAGGAGUAACCAUUGUUGAUCCAGACAAUAAAAACAGAGUCGUUACAGUAACUGGACGUCUCAGCCAAGCGUCAGUACCGCCAAUAGAACGAAAUGCGCAGAUGGGUCUUUUGCUACACGAUGCGCUUAUUAUAGGAAGUGGAACUCAACUUGUGAAAUUCUCGGAAUUGACUAUAGAUAUGUUUCGAAUGGUUCAAAAUCUUGAAUGGGAAAUUGACGUCCCUAUAAGAGAUCCAUCGGGAGACUCGCCACAAAAUAGAUCGGGAUUAGGUGUAACGUCAAAAAAUCCGACAACUCGGCCAGGAGGUGUUGAGAGUGAUUCCAGGAGCUUAAAUCCCCAUAAGUACCUAUUGUUUAAGCCGUCCGCACGUCAGGUGUUAAUAUAUUUGGCAAGUAGUUGCAAUGACUUACCGCCCAAUUGCGCUCUACUCAUCUACAUAUCUGCUGAUGGGCAUCAUCCUCAGCAAAAUACCCAUCCUGAGGAUUAUAGCUAUGAUAUUGGAGGUCUCAUUACAACUUCAAAGUCAGAUAUAUAUAGAGACUAUAACAGAGAAACAAAAUCUAAUAUGAGCAAAUAUAAGGAUAAGCAUAUAUUGUAUCCGGGUGACUUGCAUCCUUUUACCAGAAGACCUCUGUUCAUUAUUGUGGAUUCUGAUAACUCUUAUGCAUUCCAGCACAUACCAAAAAUAUUUGGACAACCUCUUGUUGUUCUUAUGUCACCGUUGUCUCUGCCAGUUUCCCUGAGCGAUCGAAGGAAUCAAGGAAGCCUCUUCACACUCUUUUUGCAUAAUCCCAUAGCGGGACUCUGCAAUGCCUGUGACGUGUUUACAGUAAGUAUAUCGACCUGGGAGAGCUGUGUACAUCUUCGUGAUCGCUUCAUGGUUGAAGGAACAAGAUUAUUAAUGAGAAUAAGACUUGAUCCAAUGUAUUAUCCAUUCCUAGGUGAUGAAUUUCUAAGGCUUAUGGUUUUAAGAUAUAUAUUUUGUGAGAGUGUAUUAAGAAUGCACAGGAGUUUCCGCGCAAGAACAAAUCUUCCCCGAGCCUAUCCUCCAUUACCGGAUGAUCUAUUUGAACAUAGAGACCUAGUAGCGAUCGUUCUUCAAAUGGCAGACUAUAUUGGUGUGCGGAGUCAUUUCUACGAUGCUUCUGCGCCUGGACCUCAACCAAGAGAU
Messenger RNA from Brenthis ino (lesser marbled fritillary), 1698 nucleotides. Lineage: Eukaryota; Metazoa; Arthropoda; Insecta; Lepidoptera; Nymphalidae. The record is from the annotation of a GenBank genome assembly.